Messenger RNA from Carassius carassius (crucian carp), 4885 nucleotides. RefSeq names its product transcription factor 12-like. Gene Ontology annotation, molecular function: RNA polymerase II cis-regulatory region sequence-specific DNA binding; protein dimerization activity; DNA-binding transcription factor activity, RNA polymerase II-specific. Gene Ontology annotation, cellular component: transcription regulator complex. The transcript is spliced from 21 exons. The record is from RefSeq and is a predicted model, not a curated record. Gene Ontology annotation, biological process: regulation of transcription by RNA polymerase II. NCBI's taxonomy places the organism in Eukaryota, Metazoa, Chordata, Actinopteri, Cypriniformes, Cyprinidae. The coding region runs from base 225 to 2378 and encodes 717 amino acids.
AUUUCAGACGUCACCGUUGUGCUUCGGUUAUCGCCAAGCAAAAAAUGUCUGCCUAAGGGAAACUCGCAAGUUAUAUAGUGGAUAUUUGCCAUAUACAAUCGCAAGAGAUACAGAUUUAAUUAUCUGUCCGACGCGAGACAAGGAACCCCACGCCGUCACUGGCACACCCGAUCGCCCUAGUUGGAUUUUUGACAACAAAAAAGAUUUAGAAAAGGAUCGUAAGGAUGAACCCUCAGCAGCGGAUUGCCGCUAUCGGGACGGAUAAGGAACUGAGUGAUCUGCUGGAUUUCAGCGCGAUGUUUUCUCCACCUGUAAACAGUGGUAAAAACAGGCCGACCACUCUUGGAAGCAGCCAGUUCAGCACAACAGGUAUGGAUGAGAGGACAAGCCAAGCAUCAUGGGCCUCAGGUGGCCAGUCCAGCCCGUCCUAUGAGUCCUCCAGGGGGUUUGGAGACAGCACUCAUUAUGCUGAUCACUUGAGUGACAGUCGAUUAGUGUCCCAUGAAGGAUUGUCCCCAACACCUUUCAUGAGCUCCAGCACAAUGGGCAAGUCUGAGAGGCCUCCGUUCUCUGGUUAUGGAAGAGAGCCAGGCAUUUCUGGAUGCCAGUCUAGUAUGAGGUCAGACAUGGGGCUGGCGAGUCCGGGGCCCGUCACCACCUCUGGGAAGUCGCCCACUCCAUUCUACUCUUAUACUGGCUCCAAUCCACGAAGACGCUCCCUACAGGACUCUGCUUCACUAGAUCCGCUGCAAACAAAGAAAGUGCGCAAGCCCCCUCCUGGCCUGCCUACAUCUGUGUAUGCACCAUCUCCCAGCUCAGAAGACUUCAACAGAGACUCUCCAUCCUACCCGUCCCCCAAACCCCCCAGCAGUAUGUUUGGAAGCACUUUCUUCGACGGGACCCACAAUUCCUCUGACCUGUGGAACUCUUCCAGUGGGAUCAGCCAGCCAGGCUAUGGGGGAAUGCUGGGAGGAUCUUCAUCUCACAUGCCACAGUCUGGAAACUACAGCAACUUGCACUCACACGACAGCCUGAACUACCCACCGCACUCGGUGUCGCCCACAGACAUUAACGCCAGCCUGCCACCCAUGUCCAGCUUCCACCGCGGCAGUACCAGCACCUCACCCUUUGUCACCGCAUCUCACACCCCGCCAGUCAACACCGCAGAGGGAGUUAUGGCUGCUGCCAACCGAGGGAACGCCACUGGAAGCUCUCAGACUGGAGACGCGCUGGGAAAAGCCCUGGCUUCGAUUUAUUCUCCUGACCACACCAGCAGUAGUUUCCCCUCGAACCCCUCCACUCCAGUGGGCUCUCCCUCUCCUCUGACGGCUCAGGCGGGUGCUGGCUCAGCAGGUACAGUGGUGACAGCCAGCGGCCCCACAGGAAGGGCAGGUACAACACAGUGGCCCCGCGCAACCGGACAGGCACCUUCCUCCCCAAACUAUGAGAACUCCCUUCACUCUCUGAAAAAUCGUGUGCACCAGCAGCUUCAUGAGCAUCUGCAGGAUGCCAUGUCCUUCUUAAAAGAUGUCUGCGAGUCUCGGAUGGAGGACAGGCUGGACGAUGCAAUCCGUGUCCUGCGGAAUCACGCUGUGGGCUCCACUGCCGCCCUGUCUAGCGACAUCCACAGCCUGUUAGGACAAGCGCACAACGGGCCAAUCUCUGCCAUCGGCACCAGUUUCCCAGCUUCUGGAUUGGUCACCAACCGAACAGCACAAAUGGGCUCUGUUCACUGCGAAGAGACCGUCAGCCUGAACAACAACCACGGCAGCCUGCAAGCCAACACCAGUCCUCGCUCCAGCUCGGAGCUCAACCACCAAGCAGACACGUUCAGAGGACUGGUUAGCGCUCUGGUCAGUCAGGUUGCUCCUAAUCUGGACCUGAAAGUCGAGAAUCAUGAAAAAGAUGAAAUGCAUGAUAGCCACUCCUCCGACGACCUCAAAUCAGAUGACGAGAGUGAAAAAAGGGAUAUGAAGCAGAAUCGGGGAAGCACUCGAACAAGCAGUAUCAAUGAAGACGAGGACCUGAACCCCGAGCAGAAGGCAGAGCGCGAGCGGGAGAGGAGGAUGGCCAACAACGCCCGAGAGAGGCUGCGCGUCCGGGACAUCAACGAGGCGUUCAAAGAGCUGGGCCGCAUGUGUCAGCUGCACUUGAAGAGCGAGAAGCCCCAGACCAAACUGCUCAUUCUUCACCAGGCCGUCGCUGUCAUUCUCAGCCUCGAACAGCAAGUCAGAGAGAGGAACCUAAACCCCAAAGCAGCCUGCCUUAAGAGGAGGGAGGAAGAGAAAGUGUCAGGGGUUUCAGGUGACCCCCAGCAAGCCCACCCGCCUGUGCACCCGGGCCUCACAGACACAUCCAACCCCAUGGGCCAUCUGUGAACAGCCAGAUCAAAUGGAUCCCGAUGGAGUGUGUUAGACAGAGUCGGUGACCUUGCUUUCCACGGGCGGACAGGAAUCGCAGUUUGUGACACAAAUUUGAAAAGACAGACCACUCGAAGCCAAAUUCCACCGUUAAGCAAUCCUGAGAUAGAAGAAAACUGGCAAGUGCCCAGCUCCCCGUGAAGACAUCCCAUAUCAAUAAGCGACUUUUUGCCCACCAGAGAAAAAAUCAAGCAUCAAAGCCCCUCAGCACAUAUCGCCGUCUGCAAGCCGUGUGCCGCAGCUGUACAAUCAGAGACUGUCGCCACCCCUCCACCCUGGACGUGGAAGUUGCCUUGUGCCUAAACUGAAUUGACGAAUGCAUUGUAACAGGUUUUUUGUUUUGUUUUUUUUCUAUUUAUUAUGUUACUAAGCUGUAAGUCUGUGUUUAAAGGGAAAGUUCUGACAUCGCUAUGAGAAGCUGGUGGCGUUUCAGUAGAUCUGCAGUUUGUCAUGUGCUGUCCGCAGCCUCUCUCCUGUCGGGCCUCUCCAGUCGAUGAGAUUAACAUAUUCAGAUCAUAUUCCAUGCCCCCGUGAAAGAUUCGGAUGGUGUUUGAACAUUCAAAGACUCCAGGAUCCCUGUGUCUGAAAAAAGAAACAAUAUAUUAUUUAUAUUUAUCAUACAUUCAUUCCACAAAUAACAGCAUGAGAAACCACACCUACCUAAUUCUGUAUGACUCACAGACAGAAAGUUAUGAAUGAGGCGGAUUGGGAUCAGCCUGUGCUUUUUCGACUAGAUUCCCUGUGUCGUGGAGAUGAUGGUUGAAUGGCAAACUCUGGCUUUACUGAAAGGUCAAAGGUCAAACACAAGCUGGCAUGUUUAUACUCAUUAGUGAGCAGUACAGAAACGGAAAGCAGAAAGAUACAAAACCCCAGCAUUCCCUGCAUAUUUCUUAGUGUCUUAAACGGGAAAGGGGACGCAGUCUCGUCCUUUUGAUUCCUUUGCCAUAUAGUGUUAUGGGCAAAGAGAAAGACGGAUUUCCGAUUCAGUUGUUUUGUAUUGACACGUUACUUUAUUUGGUGGAACAGCCGAGGGCAUCUGUACUGAGGAACCUCUGUUGUACCGUGAGACAUGGCACUGUUGGAUUUCAAACGAAGACCAUUCAUUCACCUGGCCUGAACUGAAGUUUUGUUUUGUGUUCUUUUAUUUUUCUAAAACCAUUAACAAUUAAAAAAAAAAAAAAGAGAGAGAGAAAAAAUACUUAAAGUAACCACAUGUUAAUUUUGUUUAUUUGUAAUUGUAUACAAAGCAACUCUCUAGGCUUCAUAGUACAGCGUAUAUUUGUCGUGUGAAAAUAGAAGGAUGUUCUAAGUUUCUUAGAAUGGCUUUGUCUUUCCCUGCUUGCAUUGAAAUACUUGAUACUUGAGCAGCAGAAUGUGAGCGCAAAGUCUGUUCGAAAAAGAGAAACGCUGUGAAGCAUUCAAAUCAGCAAACAGUGGAAAUGAUGAACAAAGACAGUUUGGAGCAGGAUUUUUCUCAGCCGUUACUUGUUUUCUUUGUAAAUCUAAAGAAAGCAGCAGUCACCACUUUCAUUUUUUAAAGUAUGCAUUUUUCUUUAAGACCAAAACUUUUUUUUUUUGUCUUGCUUGGAAUCUCUUUUUCUGCCCUGUCUGUCUUCCAUGUGUUCACACCAUUGAAACAAGACUGCCACAUUCUCAAGUGAAUCACUCUCUCAAAUACAAAGUCAAAAGAACAAAACUUAAGGAAAGAUUUCAGAACAUCAGCAUUAUUUUUUCUUUCUUUGCUCUAUGGAAAGUUUCCUUCCUUAACAAAAUUGUGAAAUCCACUAGUAUACAUUUCAGUAUUCAAGAGCUUGUAUUUUUGCCGGCUAAAAAAUGAAUCAAGGUUAUGAGUCAUCUUUUUGUCUGUUGUUUUGUUUUGCCUGUUUUUCUCCCCCUUUUCUUUUUUUCCGUUCUGUUUUUCUCUAUUGGAUAUGUUAGAUUUUGCUGUAUGCCCUGAUGCUUUCCCUCAUAACAGAAAAGGAUAAAAAAAAAAAAAAAAAAAAAAAAACCUUUGGCUUAUUUUUCAGUAUAGUUAGUCUUUUAUACAAUAAUAUUGUAAGAACAUUUCUUGAAUUCUAAAUAUUACUCUUUCUAGAUUUUUGAAAUCAAAAGUUUUGAGUAAAAAAUUUCUUACUUUAUUUUACUAUAUUAGAUAGUAAAAAAAAAAAUGUACGGUUAUUUACCAUAACCUUUCCAUUAUUAUAAAAAAAGACUAUGGAUAGCAUCUUAAGAACAUAAGUAGGAUUGUAGCUGGCAGUCUAGUACGUAUGGGGUAUUGUACGAGCUCUCCAUCUCUGUGUCCAGUCUGCAUAGUUGGUUGAUGAACGAUUCGUACCCAUGUCAAAAUUCAAGGUAUUGUCAAUGCACAUCAGAAAACCAGCAGUAAGUCGAAUUCUUUUUUUUCUGUCUCUGUAACAGAAAACACAAUAUUGUAUAUAACAUUUAUGUAGCAAUAAAUGUGCCAU